UCUCGGACACAGUGCAAGGGCCACAGAGGCUUCCACAGGCGCCGGACCCCAAAGCCUUUAGAAACACGUGGUGGCCAGUGAAACAAAGAACCGACAGCGCAGAGCCAAGACAGGUUUAGAGUAGUUCUUGUAGACCUGCUUCCCACUGAAAUGGCAACCUCAAGUGUCCGGCAGCCUUUGCUCCACGCUGGGGAGGAGCGUUUUCAGAUGCUGGAGUUGAACAGGAGGCUGGAAUCGUACUUGGGCCAUGUGAAGCUGCUGGAGGAGGAGAACCAGCUUCUCUGGGGUGAGAUCCAGGCCCUGAGGAGAAGCCAGGACACGGGCGGUCGGAGGCAAGUGCAGGAGGAGGCCGUCCGCCUGGCCAGGAGGGAGAUACAGACCGCUUGGUUGGAGAAGGAUCACGCAGAACUGGAGGUGGGCAAGCUCCUGGAGGAGAUAGAGGAGCUCAACGCUCAGAGGCAGGGAGUGAGGGAGGCGCAGGCAGAGGCCAAGAGGAGACUCAAACAAAGCAGGGGUGAGCUGGAGGACGAGAAGAGGGCCCACAUCUGGCUGAGGGAACAGGCAGCCCAUCUCGAAAAAGAGCUCUCAGUGCAGGUGCAUGUCCACCAAGAGGACGUAGCAGCUCUGAAGUCCUCCUAUGCCCUGUGGAAGCCAGCGCCAGCAGUCCCUCAUGAGACGCAGGCUAUCAGGCUCCAGGGCCUGGGCGAAGAGUACUCCCAGCAAGCCGCCCGGGCAUGGCAGGAGGCAGCAGAUGUGUACCAGAGAAAGGUAGCACAACUGGAGGAAAACCUGGACCAGACCAAAGCUCACAUGGCACACAUCACCCAGGAGAAGAGGGAGAGACAGCUACAGGUGCAAGAUUUGGCCAAAGAACUGAUGGGCAUGGAAGGCAAGAGAGAGCUACUGGAGAAGAAUGUGGUCCAUCUAAGAGACAGGCAGAACCAAGAACUUCAGCAUCUUCAGACUCAGGUGCAGACUCUGGAAGCAGAGAAGGGAGGUCUGGGUGAGCAGCUGGGUGAGCUGCUGGAGGACAGACGAAACCUGCUACAGAUGAAGACGUCUCUGGGGCUGGAGGUGGCCACUUACAGAGCAUUGCUGGAUGCUGAAAGCCUGAGAGUUGGCCAAUCUGCAAAGAGGACCAGCACCCGGACUGACUCUCUUUCAGAUGCACUCACCAAGCCCCGUGGGACUCAUCUAGGGGCUCAGGGCAUCUCAGCCUCCUGUCAGUUCAGCACUCUGCUGACUACAGCCUCCAGGUCAAUGACCCACUCUAAAGCCCAGCGUAUGAGUGCGACUCCUGCGUGGAGCCUGCCACGGAUCACCCCCCAGGAGACACUGGAGAGGGCCCAUACGACCGUGGAGGAGAACGGCUACGUAAGCAGGGAGGCAAUGAAGCUGGAAGGAUCGUCCGCAGCUGUGCCUCCCACCGGCUCCUCGCUUCUGUUCGACCUGGAGGAUGCUAAUAAAAAGGUGGGCUAUGCUGCUAGUGGCUUGGCCGAACCUGCCUCCCCAGCUGCAGACGAGCCAGAGUCCAUGCUUGGUGCACCUGUUAGAGAAAACAUGCAGGAGGUCCUUCCAGAGAGUCGGGCAGAAGCUACGGAGGUCAUGUCUAGUAGUGAAGAAGCAGUAUUUCUGAGCUCGCUGCCUGGACACGUGAGUAGCCCUGUCCAGACUCCAGAAACGGAGGUUUUCCCUAAUUCAAACACAGAGAAUUCAAAGUGUUUAGAGGACGGUGAAGAGGAGGAGACCGAGGUGUCUACCGAGAUGGCACGAAUAUCAUAUGCUCCUACAUUUACUGGGGAGGAACAUGAUGCAAUGGGACCGGAAGAGAAAGAUGCAGCAUCUGAGACAGAGCUGGAGUCAGAAAGCAUCAGUGAACACAACAUGCAAGAACUUAGAACAGACACUGCAUCAUCAGGAUUCAAACAGCACGAUGAAAGCACUAGUGAAACAGCUUCACCAUUAUUCGAACAAACAACGUGGCACGCCACAGACACCUUUAAUCAUAUUCAGAAAAGUAGUGAAAUCUCAACAGGGGUGGAUGAAGAGGAGAUUGUUAGCAAUUUCAAUACAGUGGAGUCACUGAAGGGAGCAUAUGAAAUAAAGGAAGUGUCAACAGAUGAGUGGGAGGAAAGAGAGAGAAGUGAUACGGAUGAAAGGACGGAGGUCGCAAGUUCUGGCCCUGAAGUGUGGGAUGCUCGCGAUGCUGUCACUGCAACGCACGUGGAGGAGAAAAGAACGGACAGGUGGGCGGGGAUGGAGAGGAGAGAAGGUACAGAAGAACAAACCGAAGUUACAUUCUCUGGCCCCGAAGUGUGGGGCACUUGUGAUGCUGGCACUGCAGUGCAAGACGAGAUGAAUAACACAGAGUGUGAAGCUGGUGAGAGGAACGUGGAGGAGCACGUCCCUGCUGGAGACGAGGAGAAUGAGACGGCAGAGGAAGGUGUCACGGAUGAACACACAGGGAGAGAUGCUAUGAUGCAGGACUCUUUUGGCCCAGAGAUUGGUCCACAUAGGAGUGUGGAAUGCACAGAGGAAACAGCCAAGUCAGGGGUGGAGCCACAUGACAAGGACCAUGGUGUAGCUGAAGAUAAUGCCGGAGAGGAACAAAGGGAGAGUGACGAUGAAGUGUCAUUUAACGUCUGUGCUUCGUGGACAACCGACCCCGGUGAGGCUGACAGCUACACUCAGGAGAACACACUGGCAGACACGCGUCCCCUCAUCCACUACAGGAGCGAUGAGGAGACAGAUGCCAAUACUCAGGCCUCUCACAUGGGAGUGAGUGAGCCCAGCGACAGCGAGGAGGAGAGGGAGCGGCACGAAGGGGUUGGCCACUGGAGCCAGAAUGCCUCCAAGCGCUUUGACACCAUGGAGGACCUUUCUGAGGAGCCAGAGAUAGACAACCCUGACGACACCUUCCCUGACAGGUCUAUUCAAGCUGUGACAGAAGGACCUGAGCUAUUGAGCAGGAGCAUAGAUGGAACAACCCAUGACGAGCCGGUAACGCUGGAGGCUGAGGGUCUUGAAAGUGAAAGUGGUGACGUAGACCGCCAUGAUAAUGCACCAACGGAUGAUGCUUUGGUAGAUCAUUCAGAAAGUAACCUUCAAAAUAUCUCUGAGGAGAGAAACAAUUGUGGGGAGAAGAUAGAGGAGGAAAACAGCCAUGUCCUUCUGGUUGAGAAGCAGAAAGAGAACGCUAAUGAGUAUGGCUUGAGUGAAAGUUUCUCCAGUGAAUCCUGGGAGAUUAGUGAACAAAAGAAUAUUUCAGCUAAGCAACCCAACAGCAGUGAGUAUGGAAUUUCCAUUCCUAAUGACAAUAAAGAAAAUUGCAAUACAGAAUCCGUUGCACAAAUUGAGUCAGAUGGUGAAGAUGUGAUGAAGACAAAUAUUGAAGGCCUUGAUUUAGUCACAGACACACCACUGCCUUGUGGGGAGCAGAUAGAGGAGGAGAACAGCCAUGUCCUUCUGGCUGAGAAGCAGAAAGAGAGCGCUAAUGAGUAUGGCUUGAGUGAAAGUUUCUCCAGUGAAUCCUGGGAGAUUAGUGAACAAAAGAAUAUUUCAGCUAAGCAACCCAACAGCAGUGAGUAUGGAAUUUCCAUUCCUAAUGACAAUAAAGAAAAUUGCAAUACAGAAUCCGUUGCACAAAUUGAGUCAGAUGGUGAAGAUGUGAUGAAGACAAAUAUUGAAGGCCUUGAUUUAGUCACAGACACACCACUGCCUUGUGGGGAGCAGAUAGAGGAGGAGAACAGCCAUGUCCUUCUGGCUGAGAAGCAGAAAGAGAGCGCUAAUGAGUAUGGCUUGAGUGAAAGUUUCUCCAGUGAAUCCUGGGAGAUUAGUGAACAAAAGAAUAUUUCAGCUAAGCAACCCAACAGCAGUGAGUAUGGAAUUUCCAUUCCUAAUGACAAUAAAGAAAAUUGCAAUACAGAAUCCGUUGCACAAAUUGAGUCAGAUGGUGAAGAUGUGAUGAAGACAAAUAUUGAAGGCCUUGAUUUAGUCACCGACACACCACUGCCUUGUGGGGAGCAGAUAGAGGAGGAGAACAGCCAUGUCCUUCUGGUUGAGAAGCAGAAAGAGAGCACUCAUGAAUAUGGUUUGAAUGAAAGUUUCUCCAGUGAAUCCUGGGAGAUUAAUGAACAAAAGAAUAUUUCAGCUAAGCAACCCAACAGCAGUGAGUAUGGAAUUUCCAUUACUAAUGACAAAGAAAACUGCAAUACAGAAUCCUUUUCACAAAUUGAAUCAGAGGGUGAAAAUGUAAUGAAGCCAAAUUUUGAAGGCCUUGAUUUAGUCACAGACACACCACUGCUUGAAACAUUCCAAGAACAAGCACAGGCAGAAGAGCCCAGUGAAAUGUCACUACAAAAACCCACACAUUUAGAUGUGUUUCCAUCUGAAAUAGCCAUGACCAAAGAACAGCCCUGUCCAAAAGAGGAGAAUGACGAGAUGUCAAAUCUGCCAAUGCUUACUCAUGCUGAUUUACCAGACGAUCUUUCCUUACACAGUGAGCUGUCCAGUCAGCCAGACAAGCAGACCAAUAUAGCCGUGUCAGACUUGGAGGAGUCUAACAGCUCAGGAGAUGAGUCUCCAAAUUCCAGCCAGUGUUCUCAGUACCUUAUCCAGGCACGGGUGUCAGCCGAGCAGCCUGUCACAGGCCUUCUGGAGGAGAUGAUAAGUGAGGGGGUUGGAGAGAACAGCUCUGGAGAUUGCAUAGCUCCUCAGACAGAGCAACAGGAGAACAAAGGGAGUCGAAACAAAGAGGACCAGGAAGAUGCAGUGGAGAACAGCAGCAGUGGAAUGGUGGAAAACCACAGCAGUCUUUUUGAAUUGAAAGAACAGCAGGAUUUGAAACAAUCAGAUGAAAGAAUAGGGGGGUCCCAUGCCACUGUGGAAAAAGUUGGUGAAAUGCCCACCCUAGAUGACAAAGCAUCAGACAUGAUGGAUAUUUUCCAAGGCAAAUUUCUGAGUGAAAAAUCUCUGACUAAAGAAAAAGACAAUGACCCUCACAGCUUCUUUACAUCAGGCUUUAAGGAAGGUGCAUGGAGCACAAUGGAAUUUGAAACAGCUGCUACAAAUGUCCUAGCAGAGCCUGAAAGGUUCUCACGUGAUACUAAUCAUCCGAACCAGAGCAUGGUGUUUGAGGAGGACUGGGGAGAUGUGGGAAUGGGAAAUGGGAAACCUGAGAGAGAGAUGGGCAUCUUUUUAACUCAAUCGGAUGGGAAGAAGGAAAGGGAGGAGGAACAGAGGAUUCCAAAGACAAAACAAAUCCAGAGCACAGAUGGGGAGGAAGGAGAAGUGCUAGCUGUUCAAUCAGAUGUCUCUACUGAUGAUGGAGACUCCUGGUCAUCUGGUGAGGAGUAAUGCCAUGCUAAAUGUACCUCCCCCGCUUACACAAACACACACAGUUUAGUUAUUUUUAACUACAUUUUUAGUCAUUAACACUAACUGAUAUCUGAAUAAUGAACUACAGAGAAGUGAUCAUGGGAAACACAAUGAGGAGUGUGUUAUUGCAUAUUUGAGCCCUGCUAUUCAAAAAUGUUUUUGCCUAGGUGAUUGAAUCCAUACGGAGUUUACCUCAUAUCUAAUCUAUGUUACUCUUUUUCCUACUUAGUAUAUUAUUAUUUUUCUGAAACAUACACAGAAUCAGAUAGAAGUUUCAAGAAAAUGCUUGAACAAAACAAUUUUUUUUUCCAUAGGUAAAUGCCAUAGAAUGAUUUGAAACCAAUAAAAUGGUUUGUAAACCAUGUA
Molecule: messenger RNA, 5742 nt
Organism: Electrophorus electricus (electric eel)
Lineage: Eukaryota; Metazoa; Chordata; Actinopteri; Gymnotiformes; Gymnotidae
Gene: nes
Product: nestin
Biological process (GO): positive regulation of intermediate filament depolymerization
Cellular component (GO): intermediate filament
Molecular function (GO): CCR5 chemokine receptor binding; intermediate filament binding
Source: RefSeq, a predicted model, not a curated record